GGGCGGCGCGGCGCGAUCGCCCCCGGGCGGCACGGGGAGCCCGGGCAGGGCGGGCGCUCCGGCCCCGCCGCUGCGGAUCUCGGGGGUCUCUGGCGCUGAGGGGAGGUGGGCGAAGGGCGCAGGCACCGCGAGGGCGGAGGGGCUGAGGCGCUGAAAUCACCGUGUGCGGCCUCGGGUGGCGGCGGCGUCGGGCGGGAGGUGUGUUAUAGCGGCCGGUGCCCUCGGGCCGUGCCCGGCGGGUCUGGCUCCACGGCGCUGGUCAGUGAGCUGAGGGCCACGUGUCUGUAGACCUUCAGAAAUAGGGUAAUUGCUCUCAGAAGAGACCUUUGAUUCCUUGACUAAGAGAAUGGGUAAAAAAGUAAAGAAGGAAGCAGAGCCUCCACCCAAGGAUGUGUUCGAUCCAUUAUUGAUUGAAAGCAAAACACCAGAAACAGUUGUACUAAUGCUUAGUUCUCCUGAAACGGAAGUUUUGACCAAAGCAUGUGAUGCUCUAUAUAAAUUUGCUUCAAAAGGUGAUGAAAACAAAGUGACACUUCUUGGUCUUGGAGCAUUGGAACAUCUGUAUAAACUCAUCUCACAUGAAGAUCCCAUUGUACGCAGAAAUGCCAUCAUGGUUUUUGGCAUCAUGGCUUCUAAUCAUAAUGUCAAGAAGUUACUGAGGGAACUGGAUGUCACAAAUCCACUUAUAUCACAGCUGGCGCCAGAAGAAGAUGUAGUUAUCCAUGAGUUUGCUACUCUCUGUCUAGCACAUAUGGCUGUUGAAUGUACUACUAAAGUAAAAAUAUUUGAGCAAGGUGGAUUAGAACCGCUUAUCAGACUGCUAGGUAGCCCUGAUCCUGACGUUCAGAAGAAUUCACUUGAAUGUAUUUACCUUCUGGUACAGGAUUUUCAAAACCGUGCUGCGGUUAGUGAACUGAAUGUAAUUCCACCGUUGCUGGAACUACUGGAAUCUGAAUACCCAGUUAUUCAGUUGUUAGCCCUUCAAACCUUAGAAGUAAUUACCAAAGACAGAGAAACCAGGAUAAUACUGGGAGAAAAAAACGGAUUAGAUUGCCUGCUGAAGAUACUGGAAACCAAUGAACUGAGUGAUCUACACAUCAAAACUCUUGCUGUGUUGGGAAAUUGUCUUGAAGAUGUGCAUACUCUGCAACUGAUUCAGCAGACAGGAGGCCUUAAAAAACUCCUAUCACUUUUAGGAGUUUCUACUGUUCCUGAUAUUCAGAAGAAUGCAGCAAAGGCAAUUACCAAAGCAGCUUGUGACUCUGAAAUCAGAAAAAUCUUAAAUGAGGAAGAGGUUGAGAAAUGUCUCCUAAACCUUUUGAAAACUGGCCAUGAUGAAGUUAAAGUUGCUGCUUCCCAAGCAAUUUCUGCCAUGUGUAAGAAUGUAGAGAGCAAAUGUGCGCUUGGACUCCAGGGGAUUCCCCAGCUGGUACAGUUGCUAAGUAGUGAUAAUGAAGAGGUAAAAGAAGCUGCAGUGACAGCAUUAGCUAGUUUGACAGAAGCCAGUCACAGUAAUGCAAGUGCUGUUGCUGAGGCUGAAGGAAUUGAGCCAUUAGUGAAUACCUUGAGUGCUCAGAGAGAUGGAGCCAUUGCCAAUGCUGUUACAGCACUGACAAAUCUGGCCUUGCAAGAGUCAUCCCGUGUCAGCAUCCAGAGCCACGGUAUCAUGAGUGCCCUUGUGGAACCACUGCACUCCACCAACAGCCAAGUGCAGAGCAAAGCAGCGUUCGCUGUGGCUGCGUUUGGUUGUGAUGCUGUUGCAAGAACUGAGUUAAGAAAUGCAGGUGGACUGGGACCACUCGUUGAACUGCUGCAUUCUAAGAAUGAAGAAGUCCGAAGAAAUGCCUGUUGGGCUGUUACGGUCUGUGCAAGUGAUGAACCAACCGCUGUUGAACUGUGCAGGCUAGGCGCUUUAGACAUUCUAGAAGAAAUUAAUCUGUCAAUAAAGCGUAAAAAUAAGUUUAGUGAAGCUGCUCUGGAAAAGCUACUUGAUAACAAUCUUUCCCAAAAGUACAGCCGGCUGGGAUAUUUAUCAUCAAGUAAUAUCAUUACUGAUGGAUUCUAUGACUGUGGUCAGAUAAAACCCGGAGCAAAAUUUUUAUCUUUGGAAGAACUAAGCAUGCAAGAGCUUACUGACCGUCGGGCAAUAAUCUUCAUUAAUGCUAAACCCCAAGAAGAUCUCGCAGUAGAGAAGGCACAAGAUUCACCACCUCCUAUUUCAAAAAUAGGUAGUAAAGAAAAAGCAAGUUCAAUGGUAUCUCCAGUGGAGGAAAAGCAGGAGUUUUCUGGACAAUGGUGUUCACUUAGCAAAAGCAGCAGCAGAGAAAAAGGAUCACAAAAAGGAAAGGGGAAAACAGAAGAGGAAAAAGCAAAAGAAGUUACUGAUAUUACAUCUCAAGACCAGGAAGAAAUAAAUCUAGAAAAUUCACUUUGGCUACCGCCAUCUGACAUCAUUUUAAUGGAUUACAUUAAUGAUGCUUCCAAAACAAUUCUACCACUAACUACUACCCGGGAACAGGUUGUGGCCCUUGCACAGUUUGUUGCAGACAGGAUGGGUGGCUCUAUUGAAAGAGACAAACUACAUGACUUCAGCUGGGAACUUCACAUAAGUGAAAUAGAAUUUGAACUGAAAUGCAACAUUGUGCCUAUCGGGAAAAUCAAAAAAGGGACGUUCUAUCACAGGGCUUUACUUUUCAAGGUGAUAGCGGACAGAAUUGGCAUUGGCUGUAGUUUAGUUCGUGGCAAGUAUAACAGAGCUUGGAAUGAAGUUAAAUUGGUUGACGACUUUCCCAAGGGAAUAGCUGGGCUUCUGCUUCCUCCUCAAGAAUAUAUUGUAGAUCUAAUGUUUGAGCCAGGCUUUUUGAUCAGACAGGGAAGUGCAAAAGCGGAUCAAUACAAACGUAUUUAAUCAUCUUGACAAAUUUCACCAAAUAAAUAUUUUAAAGAUGUUUGCAGUGCUGUAUUUUUGAAACACGGGGUUUCAUAUCCAACUAUCAAAAAUAAGCAUAUCUGGUAUGUUGUCUUAAACAUUUAAUUAAAUGAAUUUUUGGUAUCCAGCUUCGAUGCUUAGAAAUGUUGUUAAAUUUUUUUGUACUAUUUUAAGACUAAACUGUAAAACUAUAGAUUAAAAUUUGGUAAUCAAUAUUUGUUAUGUGCUAACAUUAAAAUGCUUAUUAAAUAGGUUUAGAUUAUUUCCAA
This is a messenger RNA of Pipra filicauda (Wire-tailed manakin), 3198 nucleotides long. RefSeq names its product armadillo repeat containing 3 (gene ARMC3). The transcript has 21 exons. Gene Ontology annotation, molecular function: protein binding. The record is from RefSeq and is a predicted model, not a curated record. The coding region runs from base 347 to 2908 and encodes 853 amino acids. Lineage: Eukaryota; Metazoa; Chordata; Aves; Passeriformes; Pipridae.